UCGGAAGAGGUGGAGGAUGUUCAGGAGUGCUUGGGACCUGCAGAUGAGUGAGCGGUAGUGUUUUAGUUGAUCAGGCCUACAGGUGUGUCACAGGACACAUCCAGCAUGGGUGACCUGCUGGGACUGGACAACCUGGUGGCCAACACGGCCUACCUGAGGGCUCAGCAUAUACACCGUGAUGAGCUGAGGAAGCAGAGGGUCUUCCUGACGCUGCCCAAACCAAAGAUGUCCUCUGCUCUCCAGGCAGCAGUGGGGAGGAAGUACGAGUCUCUGUGUGAGAGACAGCCUAUCGGGAGGAAGUUGUUCCAGCAGUUUCUCCGGACCUCUAACCCGCAGUACGGGGUUGCCACUGAGUUCCUGGAGGAGCUGAGUCACUGGAGCUUUGCUGAAGAUGAAGCCAAAGAGAAAGCCAAAGAGAACAUCCUCGCACAGUUCUGUCGACCUGGGUCCGAGAGUUUCCUCUCAUACCUCACAGGAGAGGAAGCUGAAAGUUGCAAGAAUCUAUCAGAGAAAAACUUCGAGGUGGUGACGUUGGGCAAGAUAAAAGAAGCCACAAGAGACUACCUGUGGGGGAAACCUUUCUCUGAGUAUCUGAACAGCCCCUUUUUUUAUAGGUUCCUGCAGUGGAAGGAGUACGAGAAGCAGAGGAUCAACGACAAAUACUUUUAUGAGUUUAGGACUUUGGGAAGAGGUGGCUUUGGUGAGGUGUGUGCGGUGCAGGUGAAACACACAGGCCAGAUGUACGCCUGCAAGAAGCUGGAUAAGAGGCGCUUGAAGAUGAAAAGUGGCGAGCGGAUGGCCCUUGUGGAGAAGCAGAUCCUGGAGAAGGUCAACAGCCUCUUCAUUGUGAACCUGGCCUACGCCUACGACAACAAGACCCACCUGUGCCUGGUCAUGGACCUCAUGAACGGAGGUGACCUCAGGUUCCACAUCUACCACCUCGGGAAGCGGGGUAUCCGUAUGGAGCGUGUUAUUUACUACACGGCCCAGAUAACCACUGGGAUGCUCCACCUGCACUCUAUGGACAUUGUGUACCGGGAUAUGAAGCCUGAGAACGUGCUGCUGGAUGCUAGAGGACAGUGUCGGCUGUCCGACCUCGGAUUGGCUGUGGAGCUGCCAAAGGGCAAAACGAUCUGCCAGAAGGCUGGUACGACUGGUUACAUGGCCCCUGAGAUCCUGAGGCAGGAGUACUACCGCACCUCUGUGGACUGGUGGGCUCUGGGCUGCAGCAUCUACGAGAUGGUGGCCGCCCGUUUGCCUUUUAGAGACUUCAGAGAAAAGGUCCAGAACGAGGAGGUGACUCGUCGCGUUCUGGAGGACGAGUGCAAGUUUGAACACAAACACUUUGACGCUCCCACCAAAGACAUCAUCAGAAGCUUUCUGAGGAAGAAGGAGAUGCAUCGCCUCGGGUGCCGUAGCGGGGAUGACCCACGGACCCACGCGUUUUUCAAGAGCAUCAAUUUCCAUCGUCUGGAGGCCGGGCUGGUGGAGCCUCCCUGGGUGCCAAAAUCCAACGUGGUCUACGCCAAGGACACGAACGAGUUCAGGUACACCUCCGAGGUCGAGACCGCCAUCAAGUUCGAGGGCAAGGAUGAGAAGUUCUUCAAGCAGUUCAGCACAGGCGCCGUCUCCAUCCGCUGGCAGAAGGAGAUGAUCGACAGCGGAGUGUUUGACGAACUGAACGACAGCAAAGUGAACGGUCACGUCUGUGAGACCAUAUGGGAAUCCAGGACGUGCAUUAUUUUGUAAACAUACUCAAUAGUAUGUACAACUGGGUAAUAAUACACUUGAUUUUAUUUGACAUUUCCAAAGUGCCUGGUAUAAUACCAGCUGAAGCAGCUCAGGUACCAUUUUAAACAGGCCUUUUUCCUUUAUUUGAAUGUAUUUUCUUCUGAAAGGGGAAUCAUCUUGACGCCACAGCCAAACAUCUGAUGAUGGGACUUCUACCUCAGUGGUAAAAUAAAACCACAGUCAGACACGCUGACAUUGUACUGCAACUGCUGCUUUUAUACUUUGCCCUCUAUUCCUGGUGAGACAGCAGACCCCAGUGGCGUGCAUAGUUUCCAUUACAUCACUCAGACAUUUUGGCAGGCCUGAAGUGUUUACAUGUGUUAGUAAACAACCGAUAUAAUGGCUGUAUGUCGCUGAAUAGCAGCAGGAUUAUUAUUAGUAUUUAAAGUAAUGUGCCACAUUUGUUACACAGACAUAAAUGCCAUGAAUGCCUUUUGGCUCAUGUGAGCCGACGAUGUGAAAUGUGACCUCAGUGAAGUCCCUCAGUAGCAGACGUUCACCACUAAGUGCCGCCAGACGCCCGUGAAGUGCGUUCAAACCUCCCGCAGCACUCUUCAUCAUCCCCAUUAUCCUCCUGGCUGAGCUGCUCCGGUAUUUACAAGCACUGGAUGACUCGUUCAGCUUUAACAAGGGAAUGCAGGGAGACAAAUUGUCGUAGUUUUUCCCCCGCAAAAAAUAAAAAAAAGAUGUUAACAUUGAAUUUGUGGCUUUAACAAGGCAAUACCAACCCCCUUUAUUACCCCCCCAACCAGCCUGUGUUUACAAGCCAUGCACAAGCUAAGAAAGAGACGUUUACUACUUAAAACAUAGCAACAACAAAACAUAUUUAGCUUUUACAGACGGUUAGUUCUUGUAUCCAUGUAUGGACUGUGCUAACUGCAUGACAAAAGCUCCAAGUUCCAUGUGCUAUUGUUGUUAAUAAGUAUUGUUUAAUUUGAGUUUUCAUCCCUAGAUGAUUGCAUAGAGAUGAAAUGAGGGAGUAACAUGUGACAAAGGUCCCUGGAGAGACUCAAACCAGGGAAGUUGCGAUGCAGAAUCUUCAUGCUACCAGGAUGGCCCAGGUGUCUUAUUUCUGACUCAAAUUAUAAUUUAAAUCUCUGUUUUACUUGAAGAUGUACUGUGUCAUGCAUGUCUUUUUAGUCUUUUUUUUGUGUGGCAUUGUCAGUACGUAACAGUGCCAAUAAUAUUUUGUAAUAUUAAAAAGGGAUUUUCCAAUGUUCUAUGUGACCUUUUUGGCUUCUAAUGAUUUUAUAUGCUGUUUAUAGCUUUGUAAUACUUCUUGCUUCAUGCUUGUGUUUUUCACAACAACGUUUGGUGCUCUUUUUUUAUUAAACGUUCAAGCCGGGUGACAACAUUUUGUGCAGUCAAAAGACGCCGCAAAUAUGCCCUCCUGGAUGCCCCUAUGGUUGAUAAAUGUUGAUAAAACAUGAUUCAGCUCCCUUUAGAGUGCCCUUCCAGUAGAGAAAACAUGAUGAAGUACCCUAUAGGGUGCCCUUCCAGUAGAGAAAACAUGAUGAAGUGCCCUCUAGGUGCCCUUCCAGUAGAGAAAACAUGAUGCAGCUCCCUUUAGAGUGCCCUUCCAGUAGAGAAAACGUGUUGCAGUGCCCUUCCAGUGGAGAAAACAUGAUGAAGUACCCUCAAUAACUGGCUGACAUUAAAUCAACGCUACGAUGCUGUGUCCUCCCUGCACAUGAAAUCAUACCUGAUGUUCUCCUGGCACUGCUGUCAGUCCUUUUUAGGACCCGACGUCUCUUCUCCGCUGCUAUUUCGUAGCCCAACUAACGUACACUAACUAUAUUCUGUACGCUAGCGAUGUUCAGUACAGAUGACAUUUUCCCGCCGAUCGCUGAAUGAAUAUUUCCAGAUCGUGCAUAACAUUUAUAUGCAUGUCAUCCUCAGUUUGUGAGGUGCACACCGUGCGCCCACAGCGCUCGGAGGGGAAGCUCCAGUCCCUACUGCAGCUUGAGAGGAGAGAUGUCUAGAGCAGAGAAAAUGUACAUUUCAACUUAAUUUAUGCUUCUCACAGUACUGUAGUC
This is a messenger RNA of Sebastes umbrosus (honeycomb rockfish), 3827 nucleotides long. RefSeq names its product rhodopsin kinase grk7-b-like. Bases 106 to 1749 code for a protein of 547 amino acids. The transcript has 4 exons. The record is from RefSeq and is a predicted model, not a curated record. Gene Ontology annotation, biological process: signal transduction; protein phosphorylation; regulation of signal transduction. Gene Ontology annotation, molecular function: rhodopsin kinase activity; ATP binding. Lineage: Eukaryota; Metazoa; Chordata; Actinopteri; Perciformes; Sebastidae. Gene Ontology annotation, cellular component: cytoplasm.